Musa acuminata AAA Group (dessert banana) is the source of this 701-nucleotide messenger RNA. Its product is annotated as non-specific lipid transfer protein GPI-anchored 9. The coding region runs from base 59 to 535 and encodes 158 amino acids. The record is from RefSeq and is a predicted model, not a curated record. Lineage: Eukaryota; Viridiplantae; Streptophyta; Magnoliopsida; Zingiberales; Musaceae. The transcript has 3 exons.
CUAUUCAUCUCUCUUCUUUUGGAUUUGCCUCCACGCAGAAGAGAGAGGUGUUCCUCUAAUGGCGAAGUGGACGAUGAUGAUGGUGGUGAUGGUGGUGGUGGCGAUGUCUGGGGGGGCGGAGGGGCAGUUGCCGCCGCCGUGCGUGUCGAGCCUGAUCCCCUGCGCGGCCUACGUGAACUCGACGCGUCCCCUGCCGGCGACGUGCUGCGGGGCGCUGAGGCAGGCGGUGGACGCCGACCUGCAGUGCCUCUGUGCGGUGCUCAACGACCAGAGCGUAUUGAAGGCCUUCAACGUCACCACCGACCAGGCUUUCCGCCUCGCCAAGUCCUGCGGCGUCUCCGUACUCAGUGGUUGCUCGGGCGGUGCGUAUAAUAUACGCAUGCAUAUAUCUUCUUCACCUUCUGCCAUGCAUACUCCUACAGUUGCAGGUGGUGAUGGAAGAGAUAAAGGUGACGCCCACAGAGCAAAUUGGAUUGGCUCGUCCAGCUUCAUAAGCUUGUCCCUCCUGUUUUGGUGCUCCGCCGUGGGGCUGUGAAGUCGCAGCCUCUUAUUUCUGAAGUCGCAGCCUCUCUUGUUCUUUCUGCUCGUGUUUGUUUGGACUACUUACUGUUGGAUGCGAAUUCUGUGUGCUUGUGAUGAGCUGCUGCUUGGAUAUGUCAGAUUGAAUUCUUUUGAUGAUGAAAACUGCAUAAGCACUUCUA